This is a messenger RNA of Pleurotus ostreatus (oyster mushroom), 270 nucleotides long. RefSeq lists its product as uncharacterized. The record is from RefSeq and is a predicted model, not a curated record. The transcript is spliced from 2 exons. NCBI's taxonomy places the organism in Eukaryota, Fungi, Basidiomycota, Agaricomycetes, Agaricales, Pleurotaceae. Bases 1 to 270 code for a protein of 89 amino acids.
AUGGAGAGCAUGAUCAUUCCAAAGGGCACCACACAUGCCAUUCUCGCGGAGGUCGGAGAGGAGGCUGCUGGGGAAGAGAAAGAAGUGUUCAGAAACCUGUUCGCUGCAGGAGGUCCAGGGGAGACCAAUACGCACGCCUUGACGCAGAUAUUCUACCACGGCGACGGAUACCCCGUGUUCUGGGCGGUGUCCAUUUCAUUGGACAAGCAGUACAUCAUCAAGAUUCUGGAAAAUCGCAUCGAGCUGUUGUUUGGCUUCAAGUUGAAGUGA